Molecule: messenger RNA, 1881 nt
Organism: Papilio xuthus (Asian swallowtail)
Lineage: Eukaryota; Metazoa; Arthropoda; Insecta; Lepidoptera; Papilionidae
Gene: kermit
Product: PDZ domain-containing protein GIPC-like protein kermit
Exons: 4
Coding region: 290-1252 (320 amino acids)
Molecular function (GO): protein binding
Source: RefSeq, a predicted model, not a curated record
UUAUUUAUUCAGUCUUUUGCUGACUUCCAGUGGGUGCAGUGGUGCCUGUUGAUUCGCGCGUAUUUCGUAAUGCUUUACCUUCACACUCAUAAUCUUAUCCAAUAUUGCCAUUGAGCGAUAAGUUAUCAUUUACUGUGACACGAUGAUAAAUAAAUUUACAGCACUUGCGAGUUGUGCGACUCAGUAGUGAUUAAAUAUUGUGUAUUGGUGAAUAAUGAGUGCGCAUUAACGUUAGCUUACUAAAAGUUUAUUUUAAUUUAUAUACAGUUUUAAGUGAUUUUGCACAAAAAUGUCAUUAUUUAAGAAGAAGGCACCAAAAUAUAACCCUCCCCCCGCGCCGAUGCCCGCGGAAGACAUUGAUAAUCAUCAAAGUAACGGCUUGGACAAUAACAAUGGUUCACAGAAGUCACAACUAGUGUUCCACUGUCAACAGGCGCAAGGCAGCCCACUCGGCCUCAUAUCUGGAUUUUCUAACGUAAAGGAACUUUAUCAGAAGAUAGCGGAAUGUUACGACUUUCCUCCGGAAGAUAUCCUAUUUUGCACGCUCAAUACCCACAAAGUAGACAUGAGGAAACUCCUUGGAGGCCAAAUAGGAUUAGAAGACUUCAUUUUCGCACACAGAAAAGGAAGACCUAAAGAAAUCGAAAUAGUUAAAACUGAAGAUGCUCUUGGAUUAACAAUAACAGAUAACGGUGCUGGAUAUGCCUUUAUCAAAAGGAUAAAAGAAGGUUCCAUUGUUUCGAGAAUACCGCAUAUAGAGGUCGGCGAUCAUAUUGAGAAGUUGGACGGAGAAAAUAUGAUCGGCAAGAGGCAUUACGAAGUCGCUAAAUUAUUGAAGGAAAUACCAAAAGGUACCACAUUCACAAUUCGUCUCGUCGAACCCUUGAAGAGCGGCUUUGGUAGCAUCGGACCAAAGACAAGUGGCGCGAGAGCGGGAAGAAAAAGUAACUAUGGGUCGGGUAAAGAAACUCUCAGAUUCAAAGCAAAUGGCCCGGCGACGAUAGAGAACGAGCACGACGAGAGAUCACAAGCUGGGAUAGAUAAAAUAAAUGGCCUGUUGGAAUCUUUUAUGGGAAUAAAUGAUACAGAACUGGCAACACAGAUGUGGGAUAUAGCGGAGGGUAAAACGAAUUCAAUGCAACUGGCUGAAGCCAUAGACAACAGCGAUUUACAAGAGUUUGGAUUCACGGAUGAAUUUAUCAUAGAACUUUGGGGUGUGAUAACGGAUGCUAGAUCUGGCAGACUAAAUUAGAUAAAUGAAAUAUGCCAUGGCUGUUCAUUAUUUAUUUAAAAGAAAGCUAAAUGUUAGCUAUAUAAUUUUAAUGUAUAUGUUUAGCUUAAUAGAGGCAAACUACGUUCUUAGCGGUAUAGUUAAAUUGCAUUUAAAAUUAUGUAUUUUACGUUAUAGGUAAUUUACCUAACGUUGUCAUUCUGAAAUAUUUUUGGGCAAUAUAAAAGCAAAAAAUAUAUACAUGAUCUAAGUAUAAAACUUUUAACAACAGAUUAUAAAUCUCGAGAAGUUAAUGUGUUUGUUUUUCUCGCUAUGUUUAUUAAAAAAUAAUAUUUAGUUCAAAAUGGAGUUGAGUACAAAAUAAUAGAACAAGUCAAUUAUAUUUCAAUUUAAAAAGUUAAAGACCAAAAUAGAAGGGACAUGAUUGAAAAAAUAUGUUAAAAAGAAUUAACGUCAAAAUAUUGGAACUAUAUUAAACACCAAAAUUCGAAGUUAUAAUUUAACGAAAUUGCACUAUAAAAUGAGAAAAAAAACAUUUUAUUAUAUUUUAGAAAGGAAUAUAAUGAUUUUGUUAACCAAAGUAUGAAGUGUUUUUUUUAUUUAUUACAUAUUGUCGAUCACUCUAAAGAGAGAUAUUUAAAGAAUUUUGA